Molecule: messenger RNA, 498 nt
Organism: Rotaria sordida
Lineage: Eukaryota; Metazoa; Rotifera; Eurotatoria; Philodinida; Philodinidae
Source: the annotation of a GenBank genome assembly
AUGAGUAAAUAUGAAAGUCAUCAAACAAAUAAUUUACGAUCAAAUUCAACAAAAAGUUAUUCACCAGAGUCAAAUGAUGAUGAAUUUGAAGAACAUAUCGAUGAUAGAAAUACACCCACAACUAAUGAUAAUAGCAUUAGUAUGAAAACACCUCAAUCUAUUGAUGAUCUUCUUGAUGUUGAUGAUAAUGAUAAUCAAAAUGAGGAAAAUAAAGAAGAAAUUGAGAAUGACAAUGAUGAUGAUGGUGAUGCUGAUGAUGAUGACGAUGACGACGAUUCUACACGAUUAAGUAUUGAUGAUCAAAAUACAUCAGAAACAACAAGACAUAAAAAAUCUAACGAGAAAAAUGGUAAGCUUCAACCGCUUGUUAAAUUAAUGAAUGUGUGCGAUUAUGUAAACUCUAUGAAUAAAGACUAUCUUUACAAUGCUCAAUGCCAACAUAUAUCCAUUGUUGUCUAUUCUUCUAUUGAGAGAUGUGUAUGUGGGUGUGUUGAAUAA